GGCAGCUCCAAUGGACUGAAGCAAAUUGUGUGUCAGCAUGUGCACCGACUACGGGUUCCAGCACACAGCACGGACGCAACGGUCACAUUGAUCUUUGGAUUGAAGAUUGGAUUAAUAGCUGGAUUUAAGGUCCAUCAUUCUGCCGAAUGCACGUGGCUUAACGCUUAAUCCAGUCUUUGUGAAAGUGGUGAAGAAUUGCAAGUGAUACUUUUUCACAGCACUGUAGGAUUCGUCAUUUCAGAUGCUGAUUAUUAGUCCAUAUUUAUUGGUGUGUAGGAUAAUCGUGCAACAUGGCGGUGGAGAAAGAAAGCAGUGAGCUCAACAACCUGAACAUCAGCGCAACUGUCCAGAAUGGAACCACCACAGCCCCCCAGAAGAAGAAUAAGUUCUCCUACUGUGCUUCGCUAAAGACUUUCCUGGUUGCUCUUUGUUUCUGUUAUUUCGCUAAGGCAUUUGCUGGGAGUCACAUGAAGAGCUCAAUAACUCAGAUCGAGCGCCGCUUCGACCUUUCCACCUCCACAGCUGGGUUAGUGGAUGGAAGCUUCGAGAUUGGAAACCUGCUUAUGAUUGCUUUUGCCAGUUACUUUGGGGCAAGGCUUCACAGACCGAGGAUCAUCGCUGGUAGCUGUUUCGUGAUGGCUUUCGGCAGUUUCCUGACAGCGAUGCCACAUUUCUUCAUGGGGCAUUAUAAGUAUGAUACAGUGAAGGCGGAAAUGUCUUCGUCAAUCAAUUCUACAGACUCCACCUAUAGUGUCUCUCCAUGUCUGGCCAACACAACAUUGACCGAGGACAUCAAACCAGAGUGUGUUAAGGAGACAAGCUCUAACGUUUGGAUUUAUGUCUUGGUCGGGAAUAUGUUGCGAGGAAUCGGAGAAGCCCCCAUUACUCCUCUGGGAAUCUCCUACAUUGAUGAUUUUGCUGAGCCGAAGAACACCCCGCUUUAUAUAGCUUGUCUGCACACCGUGGCGUUGUUUGGCCCAAUGGUUGGAUUUACACUUAGCUCUUUUUUUGCAAAGCUUUACGUAGAUAUCGGAUUUGUGGAUUUGGAAACUGUGACUAUUACCCCACAAGACAUACGUUGGGUUGGGGCCUGGUGGAUCGGGUUCCUACUGGCUGCAGCCCUUAUGCUAAUUUCAGGAAUCCCUUUCUGCUUCAUACCUAAGAGUAUUCCAAAAGAAAAGACACAGCCCUCCCCCGAGGGACAGAAGAUUAAAGAAAGCGAGACAUCACACCCUAAGCGUGAUGAAAAAGCCACAGUAAAAGGUUUCUUCCUCUCCCUGAGGGAUCUGGCUUGUAAUCCCCUUUACCUUGUGGUAAUUAUAGCCACUCUCAUUCAAAUGAACAGUUUUACUGGAUUCGUAACUUUUAUACCCAAGUACGCGGAGCAACAGUAUGGCCAGUCCAUCUCCACGGCCAACUUUAUCACCGGGGCUACCACUGUGCCGGCAGGGGCUCUCGGAAUGUUGCUGAGUGGUGUGCUGAUGAAGAAGUACAAGUACGGAUUGCUGUCAGCCUCUAAGUUGGUCUUCAUUACCAAUCUUGUGUCCUACAUUUUGUUUUUCGCCGUUUUCUUUAUUGGCUGUGAGAACCCUGAAGUGGCGGGGAUGACUGUGUCUUACAACGGGAACAAACUGGACACAUUAGGAGGCAACCAGCUCUUCUCCAACUGUAACAGCAACUGUAGCUGCUCGACCACAAAAUGGGAUCCAGUGUGCGGAGUGAAUAAUAUCACCUACAUGUCAGCAUGUCUGGCCGGCUGCAAAUCAUCCACAGGAUCUGGAAAGAGCAUAGUUUAUCAGAACUGCUUGUGUGUUGAAUCCAUGGGCUUCCCGUCAGUAAAUUCAUCCGUAACACUUGGCUCGUGUCCUCGUAGUGGCAACUGUGACAAAAUGUUCAUGGUCUAUGCCAUCACACAAACCUUCACUACUUUUAUAUUUUCAAUCAGUGGAACUGCCUCCUAUGUCAUUGUCCUCUGGUGCGUAUGUCAGGAGCUGAGGCCUCUGGCUAUCGGUGUCUACAUGUUACUGAUCAGAACAUUAGCUGGAAUCACGUCUCCAAUUUACUUUGGGGCUCUCAUCGACAGAACCUGCCUAAAAUGGGGGACAACAGCCUGUGGAGGGAGGGGAGCAUGUCGUUUGUAUGACACCAUCUCUUUCAGGAACACCUACCUGGGCCUCACCGUCGGUAUAAGGACCCCAACCAUCAUUUUAUUUCUCUGCUUUAUAUUUAUGGUAAAGAAAAUGUCUCCUGUGCAAAAAGGGAACGUGCACGAAAACGGUGCAAUGAAACCAGCACAUAUUGAAAAUGGCAGAACAGUGGUGCUCGAAACUCCCGAAAUAGAGAAACAGACUUUAAUGUAGUGUUCAACCUCCCGGUCCAUGAUCGGCACUGAAUCUGUAAUAUUAUUGUUAUGUAGCUGAUACGAGGAUGUUACCCAGAUGUACAUGUAGAGAGAUGAUGUAGAUUAAAUAGAUGUCUUAUAUCUAAUGGUCACGU
Molecule: messenger RNA, 2496 nt
Organism: Bufo bufo (common toad)
Lineage: Eukaryota; Metazoa; Chordata; Amphibia; Anura; Bufonidae
Product: solute carrier organic anion transporter family member 1C1-like
Exons: 16
Coding region: 291-2360 (689 amino acids)
Biological process (GO): transmembrane transport; sodium-independent organic anion transport
Cellular component (GO): membrane
Molecular function (GO): protein binding
Source: RefSeq, a predicted model, not a curated record